Molecule: messenger RNA, 1081 nt
Organism: Papaver somniferum (opium poppy)
Lineage: Eukaryota; Viridiplantae; Streptophyta; Magnoliopsida; Ranunculales; Papaveraceae
Product: short-chain dehydrogenase cctT-like
Exons: 3
Coding region: 109-960 (283 amino acids)
Cellular component (GO): endoplasmic reticulum
Source: RefSeq, a predicted model, not a curated record
UUCUGAAUUUUAUUUCUAAUCACUCAGAUUUCAAUACAGACUUUUUUUUUUCUGAAGAAAAUCCAUAACCCCUUUUCUUUUUCUUUUUUUUUUGUUAAUCAAGAUUCAAUGGGAGCUUCAAUCAGUAGCAAAGAACAACCAGUAGUUCUAAUAACCGGAUGCAGUGAAGGUGGAAUUGGCAAUUGUUUAGCAAGAGCUUUUGCCAAUCAGAAUUGUAUUGUGAUUGCAACAAGUAGGUCUUUAUCUUCCAUGAGAGAUCUUCAAGGGGAGGAUCAAAAUAAGUUUUUUCUACAAGAAUUAGAUGUUGUUAAUGAAGAAAGCAUCAAUAAAGUUGUAAACUUUGCAAUUGAGAAAUUUGGUAGAAUUGACAUUCUUGUGAAUAAUGCUGGUAUUCACUGUGUUGGUCCUCUAGUUGAAAUCCCACUCUCUGCUAUUGAAAAUACCUUCAACACCAAUGUCUAUGGUCCCAUGAGGAUGGUUCAAGCUGUAGUACCGCACAUGAUACCUAGGAGAAAAGGGAAGAUAGUGAAUGUUGGAAGUGUGGCUGCUUUGGCUCCGGGACCAUGGGCUGGCGCUUACGCUGCCACAAAGUGUGCUAUACAUUCUCUUAGUGAUACUUUGAGAAUCGAACUGCGGGUGUUUGGGAUCAGUGUGACAACUGUGGUUCCUGGAGCUAUAAAAUCAAAUUUCGGAAAUGCUUCCGAGACAAGUUAUAACCAGCUGCCUGAAUGGAAAUUUUACAAAGCAUUCGCUGAUGCAAUUCGUUCAAGAACAACUUUGUCACAGGGUCCUAAGUCGACCCCAGGAGAAGAACUUGCAAAGAAGACUGUAGCUGCUGUGCUGAAGAAGAACCCGCCAGCAUGGUUUUCCUAUGGUCGUCUUUCAUUUGUAUCAGCUAUCUUAUAUCACUUGCCACUCUGUAUUAGAGAUUUCAUAUUAAGAAUGGCAAUGAAAGCUUGAAGUCCCCUGAAAACUCUCUUGCUUAAUUACUUACUCUCCUGUAUUUGUAAGGGUACAUUAUUCUUUUAGCAAAAAAAGUAAAAUAAAGUUAAUUUAUAUAUAUAUUUUAAUUUGAAUAGCA